GAUCUUGAUAAAGUUUCAAAAGAACUUGAUAAAGUCUCUAAAGAACUCGACAGGUCACGUAAAAGGAUCAAAUCCCUUAAAAGAGAGAAAGAGUUGUUGUUGGAUCGUAUCAGCCGGUAUGUGACUGACUCUUCUGAUUCUGAAAAAUCAAUUGAACUCUCGUCAGGGGCUUCAUCAGACUCUGAUGUAUCUUCGGCUCAACAAUCUAGAGCAUCAUCUAUCAUUCGUCAAAUAAAAAAACCCCGCGGGCGUAUUUCAAAUAAAAAAUCUUCUCCACCCACACCCGCAAAUAACAUUGUGAAUACCGUUCCCAUCCCUCAUGCUUCCGGGAAGGUUACGAAAAAGCGUGCUAGUAAACGUCCACUUAACGCUAAAACUAUGAAAGUUCAACAUGUUGAAAAGGAUGAUGAUGGAAAAUACAAACUUCCUGUUCAAAUUGGUAUAUUGACCGUAUUGAGUCUUGGUACCGUCGUUUAUGAACGUGAUACUUUUCACAACGAAAGAUACAUUUGGCCUGUUGCUUACAAUAGCAUGAUCAAUGCUGAUAGCCAAACAAUGUAUGUCUGUAGAAUUGAAGAUGGCGGUGAAGGUCCAAAA
Molecule: messenger RNA, 597 nt
Organism: Racocetra persica
Lineage: Eukaryota; Fungi; Glomeromycota; Glomeromycetes; Diversisporales; Gigasporaceae
Source: the annotation of a GenBank genome assembly